Talaromyces marneffei is the source of this 1296-nucleotide messenger RNA. RefSeq lists its product as uncharacterized. Gene Ontology annotation, molecular function: transmembrane transporter activity. The coding region runs from base 1 to 1296 and encodes 431 amino acids. The record is from RefSeq and is a predicted model, not a curated record. NCBI's taxonomy places the organism in Eukaryota, Fungi, Ascomycota, Eurotiomycetes, Eurotiales, Trichocomaceae. The transcript has a single exon. Gene Ontology annotation, biological process: transmembrane transport.
AUGAUGAUUGUCGGGAGAUCAAUCCAGGGUGUUGCCGGCGCGGGAAUAUUGCAGAUGGUUACGAUUACCAUCUCAGACUUGUUUAGCGUCAGACAUCGAAGCCUCUAUUUCGGGAUUCUGGAGUGCAUCUGGGCCAUCGCUGGUGCAGUGGGACCCUUGAUGGGCGGCGUGUUCACGGAGACAAUCUCCUGGCGCUGGGUAUACUGGAUCAACUUGCCUGUCAGCGGCACGGCCUUUGUCUUGCUGUUCUUUUUCUUGGAUGUACACAACCCACGCACCCCAUUCUGGGACGGAAUCAAAGCCGUGGAUUGGUUCGGCAGUCUAUCAAUCCUCGCAUUGACCCUAAUGCUGUUGUUGGGACUAAACUUUGGCGGCGUCGCAUUCUCCUGGAACUCGCCGCAGGUCAUCUGCCUAAUCAUCUUUGGGUGUCUAAUGUCCCUCGUCUUCAUCUACUGUGAAAAACGACUCGCCAAAUACCCACUCAUGCCCAUGAAUGUCUUCCGCAAAAAAUCAAACAUUGCCUGUUUCGUUGUCACCUUCUGCCAGAGCAUGGUCUACCUCGGCGGCGAGUAUUACUUGCCUCUCUACUUCCAAUCUGCCAAGGGUGCUUCACCCUUAAGGUCUGGUAUAUUGGUGCUCCCCAUCGUUCUAACGGAAGCAUUCACGAGUGCUUUCACGGGUGUUCUGAUUCAUCAGACCGGUCGGUUUUUGGAGGUCAUUAUCUUCGGCACUGUGCUUUGCGUGGUGGGUACGGGCAUGUACAUUGAUCUCAAAACAGAUACGUCGCUUGUCAAGAUUAUAUUGUAUCAGGUCGUGACUGGAUUGGGGACAGGAUGUCUAUUCUCCUCGCCUAUUAUCGCGUUGCAGGUUAAUGUCAGUCAGGCUGAUACGGCGAGCGCAACGGCCACGCUGGGUUUCAUACGAAACAUGGCUACGGCUGUGAGUAUUGUGUUGGGGGGAGUCAUAUUCCAGAAUAGUAUGAACUUGCAAAAGCCAACGCUGCGAGCAGCGGGGUUGUCUGCGAAUCAGACCGAAUUAUUUGCUGGCGAGAGUGCAUCGGCUAGCGUGUUCCUAUUGGACGCUGUCAUCUCAGACCCCGUGCAGAGGCGUGUGGUCAGGGAUGCCUGGUCGUGGAGUAUCCGCAACAUCUGGAUACUGUAUACCUGCGUCGCCGGCGUCGGCGUUGUGGCGAGUUUGUUUGUAAGGAAUGUGCAUUUGAGUCAGCACGAGGACCAUGUUGAGACCAAAACGGGGAUUGGCGAGAGGGCUACGCGGAGAAACAGUCACGAAGAAUAA